AAUUGGUGUAAGAAGCUGUAUAGUAGCAUAAAAGCCAAACUUUUGAGAAUAAAAAAUGAAAAAUGUGUCAAUAGUUUUUAUUCUCCCAAAAAACAAAAACGCAUUCAACAUUUGCAAUCCAUUAAAAAAAAUAUGAAAAAAAAAACUUUAAGAGUUAAAUUAGAAAUUAAACGAUUGAAGAAUACUUUAAGUGAAGUACAGAAUCAAAUGAAAAAUUGUUCAGAUACAACUAUUCAACAAUCAUUGGAAUCUGCUGGUAUAAAUACCAACCAAUCCAAUUUAAUAAAAGAAAUAUUUGCAGCAGCUAAAGUGAAAAAUCCAAAAGGGCGAAGAUAUAGUGAAAACUGGAUGAUGUUGUGUCUAUUAUUCCAAAUUAGAUCACCAAGUGGAUACAAGUUUUUAAAGGAUCAAAACAUAUUACCAUUUCCUUGUAUCAAUACAAUAAGAAAACAUUUACUAGCUAUGAAAAUUGGUUGUGGUUUUGAUAUAAAUUUUUUCAAGCUAUUUAAAAAGAAGUUUUCUGGGAAAACAGAGUACCAGAAAAAAGGAAUUAUAAUUUUAGAUGAAAUUUUCUUAAGAACGAGUAUAGCUGUUAAUAGUAGAACUUUAACUUAUGCUGGUUUAGAAGACUUUGGAGAUAACAUAGACAUAAAAACCAAAGGAACAGAUAAAGCUGAUCAUGGACUAGUCCUGAUGUGGCAAAGCUUAGCAGAAAAUUUUACACAACCAAUAGCAGCUUUUGCAUCAAAAGGACCAGUCAAAGGAAUUGAUUUAGCAAAGUUAGUCAUAAAGGCUAUAUUGUUACUUGAGGAUGCAGGUGGCCAUGUAGUUGGACUGACAAGUGAUGGAGCCAGUACAAACCGAUCAAUGUGGAAAGAAUUAGGGGUAUGUCCGGAAAUUGAAGGAUUUAAAAAUUAUUUUGAAAAUCCUUAUGACAACGAUCGUAAAGUUUUUGUCUUUUCUGAUGUACCUCAUUUGAUGAAAACUAUAAGAAACCGUUUACAUUCAAAUAAACAGUUAAGGAUUAAUUCUUCAAAACAAUACAUUAAAUGGAGUGAUUACUAUAAUUUGUACUUGAAUGAAGCUACUUCACUUUUGAAAGUGUGUCCAAAAUUGACAAAGCAUCAUUUUGAACUUAAUAACUUCACUAUAUAUCUUUAA
Aphis gossypii (cotton aphid) is the source of this 1161-nucleotide messenger RNA. RefSeq lists its product as uncharacterized. The record is from RefSeq and is a predicted model, not a curated record. The transcript is spliced from 4 exons. NCBI's taxonomy places the organism in Eukaryota, Metazoa, Arthropoda, Insecta, Hemiptera, Aphididae. Bases 133 to 1161 code for a protein of 342 amino acids.